AUGAAAAAAACAAUAUCGUUGAUGUUAUUUCUUAUUAAAAUAAUUUCCAUUAACGCAAUAUAUUUAAACCUUGAUCUAUGUGCAAGAAAAGGAAGGUAUGGAAACAUAACUUUGAAGCAAACUGGAAGAGUUUUAGACUUCAAAGUAAGAUCAACCUUUGAGGCUAAUAAGGGAAAUUUAAUAACAUCAGUUUCUUGUGGUAGUGAGGUUUUUUACGAAGAUAUAAACCCUGGUGAUACAACAAGAAGAAUUAUAUCGGUUGAAGUUAGGGAACCGGUUGUAUUAAUAAAAAUAGAAUCUGAGUAUCUGGGUUACAAAGAAACAAAAUACUAUCUUAAUCAUGAAGAUCCGGUACCAAUAGAAGAAUGUGAAUACAAUAAAUAUUUAUAUGAUGAUGAUGAAAGGUUGAAAAAUCUAAGAUGA
Molecule: messenger RNA, 423 nt
Organism: Theileria annulata
Lineage: Eukaryota; Apicomplexa; Aconoidasida; Piroplasmida; Theileriidae
Exons: 1
Coding region: 1-423 (140 amino acids)
Source: RefSeq, a predicted model, not a curated record